This is a messenger RNA of Folsomia candida, 1452 nucleotides long. Its product is annotated as cyclin-dependent kinase A-2. The record is from RefSeq and is a predicted model, not a curated record. Gene Ontology annotation, molecular function: ATP binding; protein kinase activity. The coding region runs from base 266 to 1396 and encodes 376 amino acids. Gene Ontology annotation, biological process: protein phosphorylation. Lineage: Eukaryota; Metazoa; Arthropoda; Collembola; Entomobryomorpha; Isotomidae. The transcript has 5 exons.
UUGAAAUAAUAUCCAUUAUUACCAAUUGGACGCUGGAAAUGGACGAUUACGAUAUUUCUGCCGGAUCAGUUGCAUCCUGGUUUAAUACCUUUUCGUUGAUAUCUUUUCUGGGAUCUGGGACGUUCGGUUACGUUUUCAAGGCGGUAAUUUGAAGGUCAGUGGACAAGUAGACCUUUCCGCCGUAAAAAUAAUAUUCAUCGGUGGCCUUGGAGACACGCCAAAAGACGAAGCUGAGAAAUAUCGACUUUUCCGAGAAUACAAACUAAUGAAGGGCAAGAAACACGAUAAUAUAGUCGAAAUCUUGAAAGCAACUCACAAACCUUUCACUAUGGUGGAUAUCCACGUCUUGCUGAAAAUUCCGUGCCUUCAAAACAAUUACAAAAUCUUGGACCAGUUUCAACUCAUCUAUCUUCGCGCACAACGAGGAACCAAAAUUCCAUCGUUGUGCAUCGAAAUGGAGCUGUGUGGGCGAGCUAAUAAUGAGACAGACAAUCCAGCACUGCAUCGGAUUCGAAAUCGGAUUGUUAAGGAUAUGUAUGAAGGAUUAAAAUACCUCCACCGUCAUCACAUCAUGCAUCGAGACUUUCGCCCGGAAAAUAUUAUGUUUUCAUUAUCCCGCACGGAAGAAGAAGAGUUCGCAUUUCCCGUAAAAGUUGGAGAUUUUGGUCUAUGUCGACAAAUCCAUAGCGCGGCAACUGCGACUAAAACACUAACUCCCGAAGUAGGAAAUGCCAUAUAUCGUGCACCUGAAGCUAACUCGCUGAACUACGGCUUCCCCGCAGAUUGGUUCUCCUUUGGUUUGGUGUCUUGGGAGGUUCUACAGCAAAUUAUGCAGAAAGAUACAAGAUCAAUGUUCUACUAUCUGGUGCAUGAUCUAAGAACUAGUCUUGUUAAGCGUGCAGCUUGGUGGUUUCGAGAUUUGGAAAAUGUCAUUGUUUCCCUGACAAAAAGCCGCCCGCAGGACAGAAUUGACCCGUUUAAGUCUGAAGUAAUCUUUGAAUCAGUAGAACAACUUCAUACGUUCUCGCGGUCCAACUCGUCGCGGGAAUAUUACGUUUCUGAAAUGGCUUCUAGUGGAGAGCCAGUCUCUAUCUUAACGAUGACUUAUGACAAGAUCACAAUUAACAUAAACGUAAUGAAAUCCAUUUUUGACAAAAUUGGAGGCCAUAAUUUAAUGUAUCAAUACAAUUUAAUACAAUUUAAUACUUGUAAUUUAAUACAAGGGGAAUUACCGUCCAAAAAUGUAACAAGUUUCCCAAGUGGAAAGCAACAUCUGAAACCACUCAACCUCUACUCUGCUCUCGCGCUUCCUCUGUGUGCAUCUACGUGCACAAGUGGAAGAAUUGGUGAUAUGACAAUGAAGGAGGAGUUAAUUUGUAAACAUUUUGUAUCAUAAAAGUAUUGCACAUUGCCAAAGUCAAUUCAGUAAUAAAUCGACCUUCGGACAAGUAA